UUCCAGCGCGCGUCGAUAUUCCCGCGUUAUCUCGGCUCCUGGAAUUAACUCGAAUUAAAAAAAAAAUGAACAAUCAACUUGACGAUGAACAAAUAACAAUGUUGAGACGCGCGUUCAGCAUGUUUGAUUCGACCAAGCAAGGUCGUAUUGAGAAGGAAAAAGUUAGAACAAUUUUGAACACGAUGGUCCACAGCUUCGAUGACAACGAUUUGGACCAGAUGCUGGACAAUGAAGACGUAGAUGGUUCAGGGAAACUGAACUUUGACUCGUUUGUUCGAGUCGCAACGCACUUCCUUGAUGAAGACGACGAGGCUUUGCAGAAGGAACUUAAAGAAGCUUUCAGACUCUAUGACAAAGAAGGCAACGGCUACAUACCGACUUCAAGUCUUAGAGAGAUCCUCGCUGCAUUAGACGACCAGCUGACUCCGGACCAACUCAACGAAAUGAUUGCGGAAAUAGAUACCGACGCUUCGGGAACUGUUGACUUUGAUGAAUUCAUGGAGAUGAUGACUGGCGACUAAAAUGUAUCUCUUGUAACAAUUGUAAUACAAUUUUCUUCAAUUCAAUUUUUUUUCUAGUCAUUCUAAAUAACCUAUGAAAUUACAAUACCAUCAAUCAUUUCAAGAAUGGGUUUUUUUAUUUCUAGCUUAUUCACAAAUACACAAACUCACUUUUGCAUUUACAUUAAUAAAUCAAAUCAUAUUAUUAAGCUGCCAAAAAAUAAAAUAAUAACUCACGUUAUCUUAACCGCAUUGAUAUUCCUUAGCAAAUCACCUUAUAUAUCACUUGAGAAAUAUUAAAAAUCGACUUAAAUACCUUACUGUGAUACGCUAUUUUGACACGUAUGUCAUUUAAUUGUUAUAAUUAUUAUAGUCAAUAUGGCUUAUCACUGAUAAAAUUUUUCGUAAAGACUAGUAUUACUGAAUAAUGUUUUGAAAUUUAAUUACUUGAUUAGAAGUUUUCAUUUCAAUUAUUAAA
This is a messenger RNA of Nymphalis io (European peacock), 978 nucleotides long. Its product is annotated as troponin C-like. The record is from RefSeq and is a predicted model, not a curated record. Gene Ontology annotation, molecular function: calcium ion binding; enzyme regulator activity. Bases 66 to 521 code for a protein of 151 amino acids. The transcript has 6 exons. Lineage: Eukaryota; Metazoa; Arthropoda; Insecta; Lepidoptera; Nymphalidae.